AGCUAGUAUGCCAUCUUCAUCCUUUCAUCCCAGCAGUUAUCAGUUAUGGCAUGAGGCAGAGCCCUCUGGAAAAAAACAGCAUGUGCUUGUUGAAUCCAAAGUGCAUCUGUAGGAGGUAGAAAUCAAAGCUGUCCUGGUAGCCAUCCUUCAGUCCUUUCUGGGCACUCAGGAACAGACAGGCAAACCCUCCCGUCUUUUACCAGUGUGCUGAGCCAUCCCUAAAAAACAUUUGGCUCUGAGUUCUUGAAGCCUGGAUGUGCUGGAUGGGUGUGGGGGAGUCUGAUGUGAACACGGAGCAGAAACCUGAACAGAAAGGGGAGGAGGUAACAGCAGUGGAAGUGAAAAUAUUUCAAGCUUGAAACAAUGCCAAGGAUGAAAACUGAUUGCAGGAAACAUUUCUGCCCUGGUGCGGUGUAUGAUUUUUCUACUCUGGUUAAAUACCUUGAGCUGAAUGUGUGCAGGUGGCAGAGCUGGGGUCCCCAUUGCUCUACUGUCCCAGUGUUGGUGGCAAGGCGUGUGAAGCCAGCUGCACUAACCAGAGGGCUGCUGAGGGCUCUUUCAGCCGGAGGAAGCAACGUGGUGCCAGCCUGGGCUGGUUUCUGUGAUUACGUUCUAGCGGGUGUGUCAGUUAAAACCCUGCACGGGAGCAGCACUGCUCAGGCAAAUGUGAACAGAGCCAAGCUGGAGCAGACGAGGUGACAGCUGAGAAGAGAUGGCCUCAGUGGGUCCUCCUCCAGCCUCCACGCAGCCUGACUUACCCUCUGGAAUCGCUGUCUUCAUAAAGAUCCCCUACGCCUUCAUCCUACCAGAGAUAGUCUGCGGGACCUGGGUGUGGAUCCUUGUCGCUGCUACUGCCGUCUCCUUCCCACUGCUGCAGGGAUGGGUGAUGUAUGUGUCCCUCACCUCUUGCCUCAUCUCCCUGCUGCUCCUCUUAGGGUACCUCCUCGGCUUCCACAAAAACAGCGAAAACUGGAAAGUGCUGGACAGUUUAUACCACGGUGCCACAGCCAUUCUCUACAUGAGUGCUGCUGUCUUGCAAGCCAAUGCAACCAUCCGCUCUGAGUUGGGCCCCAACUCACCCCUCUACUACCAGCUUAACUGUGCUGCAACGGUGAGUUGGUCCAGAAAAUCCCAAAGAACCCACAGUUCCCUUUGGGGAGAUGCAAGAGCAAAUAUAAAAACCACAGCAGAGCGAUCCUAAGCCCAGCUGUCACACUGGUCAGAGCUUCAGCUUCUUGCCUCUGUUGCAUUGUGCAGCCAGUCUGCACUUCUCUGGGUCUGGCAGCUCAGG
This is a messenger RNA of Dryobates pubescens (Downy woodpecker), 1291 nucleotides long. RefSeq names its product mal, T cell differentiation protein like (gene MALL). Gene Ontology annotation, molecular function: structural constituent of myelin sheath. Gene Ontology annotation, cellular component: membrane. The record is from RefSeq and is a predicted model, not a curated record. Lineage: Eukaryota; Metazoa; Chordata; Aves; Piciformes; Picidae. The transcript is spliced from 3 exons. Gene Ontology annotation, biological process: myelination. Bases 713 to 1201 code for a protein of 162 amino acids.